AUGAGGGGGGCCUUCUGCGGACUGAGCAUACGAGGAGGCCGUCGAGGACCUCUCCGUGCAGAUGCGGAGCGCAGGGCCCCAGAGCUCCCGGUGCCACCCUACACCAUUGUCUACUUUCCCGUUCGAGGGCGCUGCGAGGCCAUGCGCAUGUUGCUGGCUGACCAGGGCCAGAGCUGGAAGGAGGAGGUGGUGACCAAGGAGACCUGGAUGCAGGGCCAGCUCAAGGCCUCCUGUCUGUAUGGGCAGCUCCCUAAGUUCCAGGACGGAGACCUCACUCUGUACCAGUCCAAUGCCAUCCUGCGGCACCUGGGCCGCUCCCUCGGGCUCUAUGGGAAGGACCCUCAGGAGGCAGCCCUGGUGGACAUGGUGAAUGAUGGCGUAGAGGACCUGCGCUGCAAAUACAUCACCCUCAUCUAUACCAACUACGAGGCAGGCAAGGAUGACUAUGUGAAGGCACUGUCCAACCACCUGAAGCCCUUUGAGACCCUGCUGUCCAAAAACAAGGGGGGCCAAGCCUUCAUCGUGGGUGACCAGAUCUCCUUUGUCGAUUACAACCUGCUGGAUCUACUGCUGAACCACCAAGUGCUGGCCCCCAGCUGCCUGGACGCCUUCCCCCUGCUCUCGGCUUAUGUGGCGAGACUCAGCGCACGGCCCAAACUCAAGGUCUUCCUGGCCUCCCCCGAGCACCAGAACCUCCCCAUCAAUGGCAAUGGGAAGCAGUGA
This is a messenger RNA of Chrysochloris asiatica (Cape golden mole), 723 nucleotides long. It is a transcript of the gene GSTP1, whose product is annotated as glutathione S-transferase pi 1. NCBI's taxonomy places the organism in Eukaryota, Metazoa, Chordata, Mammalia, Afrosoricida, Chrysochloridae. The coding region runs from base 1 to 723 and encodes 240 amino acids. Gene Ontology annotation, cellular component: cytosol. Gene Ontology annotation, molecular function: glutathione transferase activity. Gene Ontology annotation, biological process: glutathione metabolic process. The record is from RefSeq and is a predicted model, not a curated record. The transcript is spliced from 7 exons.